This is a messenger RNA of Etheostoma cragini (Arkansas darter), 2096 nucleotides long. RefSeq names its product histamine receptor H2a (gene hrh2a). The transcript has 4 exons. Lineage: Eukaryota; Metazoa; Chordata; Actinopteri; Perciformes; Percidae. Bases 742 to 1959 code for a protein of 405 amino acids. Gene Ontology annotation, molecular function: G protein-coupled receptor activity. Gene Ontology annotation, cellular component: membrane. Gene Ontology annotation, biological process: adenylate cyclase-activating adrenergic receptor signaling pathway. The record is from RefSeq and is a predicted model, not a curated record.
AGCCUGCAGCCACCCACCUCUCCAUGUCACUCUCUCCAUUUUAGGUGAUAAGUGAGCUGCUCUGGACCACGUCUGGCAAAUGUCCCAAUAUCCAUUACACUGUUAGAAAAUAGACUAGCAAACAUUACCCACCACCCACUGACGCAAACACAUGUGUCCCUACAGCCAUAGAAGAUGCAGUUGAAGCCAAAAAGACACCAUGGACCACCAAGAAUCAGCCUAAUAGACAGAAUGCUGUUUGACAGCCAUCAGACAUGUCAGCAGCCAGGCAUAGUGCUGAUGUUCAAUUCCCAGUAGCAGCAUUUGUCAAGACACAAAUGUUUUCCAACCAACUUUAUGCAAAACUUUGAUUAUUAUUGUCAUCACUGUGAAUGGGAAUGCUGGUGUGGUCGAGUCACAGGAAAGCUAUGGUUCACGCCCAUCAAGAACAGCACAUAGUAAAGUACAUUAGCAGCUAAGGCAGAGGAACUAUUUGGAGAGAACUGGACACAGAGGGAUCACAUGUGACCAAGCUCUUAAAUCACAUUUGACCAUGGAGACAUUGAGAUUAGAUUGUAUGCACCAUAAUAAAUUGGAGCAUCCAAACACUCUAAUAAACAUAUGUAAUAGCAUCAUAUGGGAGCGUAUGGCUUCUAAUGUGAAUGUCCUUUUUGCAAAAAAGUGAGACCUCUAAUCUAGUUUCAAACUGAAAAGAAAACACAAUGGUUUGCAUAAAGCUCCAGCAAUGAUGUCAUCAGAUGGAUGAACGUCUCCAGUGAAGCACCAGUAAUAAUGUUGUCACAAGUGAUGCUGGGUGUUACCCUGUCCCUUCUCAUCCUUCUGACUGUCAGUGGUAAUGUGCUGGUGUGCCUGGCUGUCUGCGCCUCUCGACGCCUCCGCUGCCUCACCAACUGCUUCAUUGUGUCGCUGGCGGUGACUGACUUGCUGCUCGGCCUCGUGGUCCUCCCUUUCUCUGCCCUCCUCCAGCUUAACAACGAGUGGCCACUCGGCCCAGCCUUCUGCAACUUCUACAUCUCAAUGGAUGUCAUGCUGUGCACCGCCUCCAUCCUCACUCUCCUGGCCAUCAGCAUUGACCGCUACCUGGCAGUGACCAGGCCUCUGAGAUAUGCCUCACUGGUGUUACCAUGGCGAGUUGCUGUGGCCAUGGCCAGUGUUUGGGCAGUGUCUGUGGCCGUGUCUUUCUUGCCCAUCCAAAUGGGAUGGAACACAGUAAAUGGGACAGUGCAGAACCACGGGCCUUUGGCUGCAGAGGGGAAAUGUCGCUUUGAGCUGAACAGACCUUACGUACUUACAGACUCUCUUGUCACUUUCUACCUGCCUCUGGUGGCUAUGUGCUGGACGUACCUCCAAAUACUUCGCAUUGCACGGGCACAGGCCAAACGAAUUAUCAGUGCCCGGCCCACAUGCAUCACCAGCUACAACUGCAGGAACAAUCCUUCCACCAGUACCACUGUGGUUUCCAGUGUUACAGCAGUGGCUUUGCGGGAGCACAAAGCCACAGUGACACUGGCAGCAGUGAUAGGGGCUUUUGUGGUGUGUUGGCUGCCGUAUUUCAUCCUGUUCACAGUGUUGGGUCUAAAGGAGCAUCCAGAUCCAAGCACAGUACCAGAAUUCCCCAUUGUGCUGUGGCUGGGUUACGCCAACUCGGCCCUCAACCCUAUCCUCUAUGGAGCCCUCAACAGGGACUUCAGGUCAGCCUACUCCCGUCUAGUGAGAUGCCGAUGCCCUACCUACAGUGGGUGGAAGAGCCGACAGCCAUCUCCUACUGUGACAGCAGCCAGAGACCACUUUACAGAGGUGACACUGCUGUGUGGCCACACUCCUGGCGCCUGCAGAUCAGGUCUAACAGAACAAAACCUAAUGCUUCAAGAAAUGAACAGCGGGACAGCCACAGCAACUAUUCAAUUUGCAAAUGGCACCGCUGCCACCGAUGUCAAUGGCAAUGAGAGGUCAUGCUGAGCCUGUGCUGGUGAGGUGGGUGCUUUGUUGACUUUUCUGCGGUUGCAACCAAGAAUCAGAAUCCAUCAGCCUAAGAAGAAAGAUGGAUAGAGUUUUACAGUCCCUCUAUUUGGAAGCCUUCAAUGCCGCAGUAGAAG